CGCGCCAGUAUUGGUGCAACCGCGAUAGACGCGCGCCGCCACAAAUAGCGUUCGCUCCGCACUCGCUAGUUCAUGUGAUCUCAUUUACUUCACUCAUAUCCUGAAACAUUGAUUAAUCAGAGCAAGAUGUCUGAGGGCGCACAAGCAGACGCUGCCGUGGAGCAGGUGACACAGGAGGUCAAGGACGUCAAGCUGGAGAAUGGAACUGCUCCGGGAGCACUCAACGGAACGGCCAACAAAAGCGAAGGAACUAUCCCGCUAAAGGAUGCGUUCAAAGCGUUUUCUAAAUUCGGAGACCCAAAGUCAGAUGGCAAAACGAUAACGCUGUCACAGAGCGAUAAAUGGAUGAAACAGGCGAAGGUAAUCGAUGGAAAGAAGAUCACUACAACCGACACAGCCAUUCACUUCAAGAAGCUGAAGACACUCAAACUUGGCAUUGAUGAUUAUCAAAAAUUCCUCGAGGAUCUCGCUAAAAGUAAAAAGAUCGAAGUGGAAGAAAUAAAGAAGAAGCUUACAAGCUGUGGACAGCCCGGCGUCUCAUCACACGUAACAAAGUCACCAGCGGCUGCAGCGGCCGUGGACCGUCUAACGGACACCAGCAAAUACACGGGCUCCCAUCGGCAGCGGUUCGAUGAGACAGGCAAAGGCAAGGGCAUCGCUGGCAGAAAGGACCUCGUCGACGCCUCGGGCUACGUCUCCGGCUAUCAGCACAAGGACUCUUACAACAAGACCCAUUAACUAUCAAUAUGUUCACACGGCUUACAUUUUAAACAUUAUAUUUACCCCAGGAUCCGUCUUUCGGACCACAAUUAUUAUGUAACGACAAUAUACAGCGAUUUCCUUACAAAAGGGAUGGUGCAUAAUAUCACCGUCUUUUUCUCUAUGUGGAAUCGAAAUAUUUUAAUAUAAUAGGAUCCUUUAGGCCAGGUACAACUCUAUAUCAGGGGAUUGUCCAAAGACCACUCCGAAGCUUCUCUACCAUUAUCAAUUUUUGCAAUAACUACGAUAGUGAUUAUGAUAACUGCUGUAUUUAUGCAUUUAACAAUCUGAUGCUUUGUGUGUUGUGCGAAAGACAUUCCUUCCUUAGAAAGUAAAUUAAUAUAGUAAGUUGGAACGUUUUCUCCGAUAAGUAUCACUGGCAAGUUUAUACCCGACUGCUAAAUAGAAGGGUAAAGUUUUAUCUAAUCUGUACGUCUAGUCGUGUGUAGAGUUAGAUUCUUUACAAACUAUUUAAAAUUCAAUGUAUUUUAUCAAUGAAAUGGUCAUAAAAUGAUGGUAUUUUUUGUAAUGUAUCUCUUGUAUUUUAUCUGUACAUUAGUACUAAAACUGUGUAAUGAAUAGUACAACACAUCUUAAUAUUAUUGAAAUGUACAAACUACGUAGCAGCCUACGUAAUGUACCUAUUUUAAGAAUUUUAAAUUCAUUUUACCUAUUACAUCUUUUUAAAAAUAUAAAUGUGUCAUAUAAACUAAGUGCACGGUUAUUUAUAAGUUUUUAGAUUUUAUAGGUUCUCAUUAAAACUGGUAAAUACACCGACAUUAAUUUUACCUAUUGUAAUGUAUUUACCUUAAAUUUAUUUUGUUAUUAUUAUUAAUAAAAUACUACAUAAUUAUA
Helicoverpa armigera (cotton bollworm) is the source of this 1614-nucleotide messenger RNA. Its product is annotated as tubulin polymerization-promoting protein homolog. Lineage: Eukaryota; Metazoa; Arthropoda; Insecta; Lepidoptera; Noctuidae. Gene Ontology annotation, biological process: positive regulation of protein polymerization; microtubule bundle formation; microtubule polymerization. The coding region runs from base 127 to 738 and encodes 203 amino acids. Gene Ontology annotation, molecular function: tubulin binding. Gene Ontology annotation, cellular component: microtubule. The record is from RefSeq and is a predicted model, not a curated record. The transcript is spliced from 4 exons.